AUGGACCGCGUGACCCGAUACCCCAUCUUCAGCAGCUCCUACUCACCUCGAGUCACCGGCCUGGCCCUCGAUGGGGACACCAGUUACACUUUCAGGCUGGUGGGUGUGGGGCCUGAGGCCAGUGACUGGAGCCAGGAUGAGCCGCAGGGGUGGCCCGCUGGCCACAAGGCCCGGCUGGAUGUGGUGCAAACGGGAGUGUCCCGCACGCUGCAAGGCUCACCCUCCCGGCUCUCCCAGUGGCCACUGUGCCCGGAAGACAAUGAGGACGAAGAGAUAAAUGCCUACCUCCUGGACUCCAGGGAUGCCCUGCCCAGGAGGCCGUGGGACCUGGAGCGAGAGCGCCGGGAAGUCAUCCAGGGUCAGGUCGUCAAGAAGAGUGGCACGGUGGCCACGCUGCAUGGCACCCCUGACCACAGGGACCCCAAGACCCCUGGCCAGCCUCAGCUCAUGUCCCCCAACGAGAAUGCAGUCGACACAGAACAGAUAGACUUCCUGGCAGCGAGGCAGCAGUUCCUGAGCCUGGAACAGGCCAACGGGGAGGUUCCCCAGACCCCACCAGCUAGGGUGGCUCCUACGUAUACCACACCCAGGGCGAGUCAGGCCCCCAAGCCCCUCAACAGUCUGCCCCGGGCCAAUGGGUACACUGUCCCCACCAAGCCCCAGGCGAAGGAGGCCGUGGAAGAGAAGAGCAGUCGCACUUGGUCCAUUCGGUCUGGUGUCCGAGCUGUGGCCAGCCCUGCCUCCUGGUCCCAAGAGGAGUCACCGGAGCUCCCCAAAGAGACCCCCAUAGAGCGGGAGAUCCGACUGGCCCAAGAGCGGGAAAGGGACCUCCGAGAGCAGAGGGGGCUGCGGCGGGCGGCCAGCCACCAGGAGCUGGUGGAGAUCCCCACCAGGCCGCUGCUGGCCAAGGUGAGCCUAACCACACCCCCGCGGCGGGACAGGGGCCGCCCAUCCCUCUACGUGCAGCGAGACAUUGCGCAGGAGACUCAGCGCGAGGAGGACCACCGGCGGGAGGGCCUGCAGGUGGACCGGGCAGCCACUCCUGACUGGGUCUCCCAGGGCCCCCAGCCUGCCCUCAGGAGAGUCCUCAGCUCAGACUCCAUCCUCAGCCUGGCCCCAGACGCCAGUGCGGCUGACCCGCCUCCAGAGAUGCGGAAGGUGAACCGCAUCCCGCCUGAUGCCUACCACCCCUACCUGGGCUCCGGGACCCCCCCGUUAGAAUUCCCAGCCUCCCGCACCUACGGCAAAGCCAGGGGGCUCCCUGAAUAUGAGGCCAAGACUGUGGGCUCUCCGAAGGUCGCAGGGUCUCAGCGGCGCCUCUCAGAAAGCUCUGGAAAAACCUCAGGCAUAAAGCAGGAACACUGGAAACCCCAGCAGGGACCCCUACAAGCCGAUGGGGGUGUCGUCCGGAGGGAGUACUUCUUGCUGCGCCCUCUGCGGUUCAGGUUCCCAGACACGCCACAGCGGGAUGAGGACCCCAGGGGUCGGGACUGGCCAGUAGCCGGGACCCCAAUGUUUCGGCUACAACGGUCCCAGUCAUCUGAGCUGCUGGAGAAAGAGGUGGAGAACGUCUUGCGCCGCGAGAGGGAAGUGGCCGAGGAGCGGCGGAAUGCCCUGUUUCCCCAGGUCUUCUCCCCGACGUGGGAUGAGGACAGCGACCAAGACUCCAGUUCUUCUCGGGCAUCUGGCACCACGGGCAGCUACUGCGUGAAUGAGCCGUGUUCCCUCACCCCUGAGCGCGUGCACUCAGGCCCGAGAUGGACAGCAGAGGCCCCUAGUGAAGAUGGUUCUGGGCGGACAAAGAAGGAGCAGUGGUACGCGGGCAUCAACCCCUCGGACCGCGUGGACUCGGCGGUCCUGGAGGCCACGCGGGUGACCCGCCGCAAGAGUGCCAUGGCAGAACGCUGGGAAGCUCGCAUUUAUGCUGGUGAAGAUGAGGAGUGAA
This is a messenger RNA of Talpa occidentalis (Iberian mole), 1945 nucleotides long. It is a transcript of the gene MISP, whose product is annotated as mitotic spindle positioning. The coding region runs from base 1 to 1944 and encodes 647 amino acids. The transcript is spliced from 4 exons. NCBI's taxonomy places the organism in Eukaryota, Metazoa, Chordata, Mammalia, Eulipotyphla, Talpidae. The record is from RefSeq and is a predicted model, not a curated record.